Colossoma macropomum (tambaqui) is the source of this 1003-nucleotide messenger RNA. Its product is annotated as KATNB1-like protein 1. Gene Ontology annotation, cellular component: nucleolus. Bases 128 to 1003 code for a protein of 291 amino acids. The record is from RefSeq and is a predicted model, not a curated record. NCBI's taxonomy places the organism in Eukaryota, Metazoa, Chordata, Actinopteri, Characiformes, Serrasalmidae. Gene Ontology annotation, molecular function: microtubule binding. The transcript is spliced from 10 exons.
GAGAGAGAGAACAGUAGAAUGGUUAAUAUGGUGCUGGAUUUUUUGUAUUUUAUAUGAUUUUUAAGUAAAACGGUACCACGUUUCUCGUUUUGGGUACUGAGGUUAAGGUUAGGUAGGUAGGAGCAGGAUGGCUUUCAUGGAUAUGUCGUCUGAAGAUAUUGACUAUGAAGGGAGCGAUAGCUCAGAAGAAAACAGUGAAGAACAAAACUACAGAGUUCGGCUCUCAUCAGCAAAUUAUACAGAGGUGGGUUUUACAAACAAGAAAGAGGUGAAUAAGAAGAGGGUGAAGAGGGUUGUGUCCUGCAAGAGAAAAACACGUCACCUCACUCUGACCUCAGGAGUACGCAGGAGGCCAUCAAUAAAUGCCAAAACGUUUGAUGCAUUCAGCAAGGACAGUGAACAGGCUGGCAAAGCAGAAAUGCUAGAGGGAGGCUGCCGUGAAUUGCAUCUCAGCGUGCCUCAGGACAGUAGGAUGGAGGAAGACAGCGUCAUAUACUGUGACUACUUUUCAGCGAUAUCAAAGGACCACAAGCAAGUGACAGAAAUUCUCUUUGGACGGAAUCUGAAGCUCAACAUAGCCUUAACGCUUUGGAGAAGAAAUAUCGGAGAACUACUUUCAUUUCUUAUAAAAAUCCGGGAUUUCAGUGUGCUUGUUGACUGCCUACCAGUAUUUACCAAAAGCCUUCACGCUAAAUGUGCCUAUGUGUCUGUUGGCUUUUGUGUGGAUAUUUUCCCUCUGGUGAAAAAUCUUCUCAGAAGUCAUUAUGAAGAUUAUCUCAUCACCGCCCUUCUGUGGAUUCAGGCAGUGUUGACAAAAUGGCUGCCACAGCUAUCACAAGUUGAUGGGGGUGAAAUUGGCAUCUUUUCUCCUGAUUAUAAGAAUAUCCAGGCUAUCAAGCAACAACUGCAAGGACUGUGGAGACAGGAGCAUCAGCUAUAUUUCACCACUGAAGCCACAACAGAAAUAUGGAAGACCAUUCAGUCACAACUGUAUCAGCUAUGA